Suillus discolor is the source of this 714-nucleotide messenger RNA. RefSeq names its product DNA breaking-rejoining enzyme. The record is from RefSeq and is a predicted model, not a curated record. Bases 1 to 714 code for a protein of 237 amino acids. The transcript is spliced from 7 exons. Lineage: Eukaryota; Fungi; Basidiomycota; Agaricomycetes; Boletales; Suillaceae.
AUGCUGAUUGAUCAAAGGUCUGACUUCCUCAAUAUCGAUGGCACCACAAAGCCAUCGACCCAGGACUGUGGAACAUACAGUCAUGUGCAGAAGAUGUAUGUCGGAGGUGGGCUUAUGAUUGGCAACCCAUCAAUAUCUAUCGAGGUGUCAUCAUAUAUGUGCUCCCUCCAUAGAUCUGGUGAAGUUGCAAAUAGUGCUUAUGCCAUAAUGUCGGAUAUUUUGCUCAAACCCACCAAAAUGGAGGUUCAUGAUGCCUCAAACUUGAAGCAUUUGUGCUGUAGUACACAUUCUGACUGUCCUGUAGAGAUCAAGCCAUUUCAUCUGUGGUCCCUUCCAUCGUGUGAAGCCCAUAUCUGCCCUGUUAGAGCGCUUGCUGCCUGGUUGAGCGAGUCCAAGAUCACAUCAGGUUACUUGUUCCAAAAGAUUGUGUCCGGUGACUGCAUAGCAGAAGCAAACUCUCCAAUAUCCUCUGAACAGUUCCUCAAAUUAUUUCACAACAAUCUCCUGGACAUUAAUGUUGACCCUACCCCUUAUGGUACGCACUCAUUCCAGAGGUGGGAAGGUUGGAGUGUAGAAUUCUUCAACCUAACCAUAGUGAAGUAUCUCAUUUCUUCGAAUGAUGACCCCAUAGAGCCAAGGGAACAUUUUUUUGAUCCUAACAGGCCACCUAUGGUUAAGUGCCCACAGUGCAGGAGGUGCUGGGCUUGUGCUUAA